Molecule: messenger RNA, 468 nt
Organism: Sordaria macrospora k-hell
Lineage: Eukaryota; Fungi; Ascomycota; Sordariomycetes; Sordariales; Sordariaceae
Source: RefSeq, a predicted model, not a curated record
AUGUUCUGUCUUCGGAGUUGGCUUCCGCUGCUCUUCAUACCGACCAACGCGUCACCCGCCUUCAUCCUCGUCUUCUUUAUCUGCACAUACUUCCUCAACCGACCAUGCAUAUACUGCUCCUUCCUGCUCGUCAUCCUCUUCCUGACGUCGUGUAACUGGUCCGACCGGUGCUUUUUCGACGUCAGCAGCAACUGGUUCCAACCAAAGGAUCUACCGAACCCAACGACACAUACUAUCUACGCCCCUACUACGAAUAAUAGCACAGCCAUGGUGGAAGGGUCAAACAGCACGGCAGCAGUAGCUCUCGACAUGUUCAACACGACGGUCGGCACGCUGGCGACGGCCGCGAUGGACAAGGCGGCCAGGACAAGGGUGGAGUGGACGGGCUUGGGACUGGAGUGGUUGAGGAGUCUGCUGGGGAGGAGGGAGUGGCGGAUCGACUGCUUGGACCUUUAUAUCAGACUAUAG